Molecule: messenger RNA, 1559 nt
Organism: Mytilus californianus (California mussel)
Lineage: Eukaryota; Metazoa; Mollusca; Bivalvia; Mytilida; Mytilidae
Product: G-patch domain and KOW motifs-containing protein-like
Exons: 11
Coding region: 55-1497 (480 amino acids)
Biological process (GO): mRNA splicing, via spliceosome
Cellular component (GO): spliceosomal complex
Molecular function (GO): nucleic acid binding
Source: RefSeq, a predicted model, not a curated record
AACGUACACUUCCUGUUUAUAAAUCAAAAUCGACGAAGAUCUCAAAAUCACAAAAUGGAACAGAAAACAGUGUCCUUUGGAUUUUCAAAAAUAAAAAAGAACAAGUCUUUGGGAAUAUCCAAAAUAAGCGAAGGAGAAAUCGAAAAGAACGACGAGGCAGAAUUCGUAACCGAGGUAGAUGAGAACUUUGCUAAAAGCACAAAACCCAAAGCCAAAGAGUAUGUUAUACCUUUAAUUAAAGAAAACAAGUGGAGGGUUAAUGCAUCUGGAAAUCAAAUUGAGGACAGUGCUGUUCAGGAACUGGUAGAAGAUGCAAGAAAGUUCCAGGAAGCUGAACAAGGAAAGGGGAAGACAGAUAUGGGAUUAAAUAUACCUCUCUUGAUGCAAAAUAAAAUUCCAGAAGGUUAUGAAACAGAUGACAAGUUAGAUGUAGGCUUAAGACCUGAUGAGCCUGAAGAAAAUGACUAUGAAGAAAUACCUAUAGACCAGUUUGGGUUAGCUAUGUUAAGAGGAAUGGGAUGGAAAGAAGGACAAGGAAUAGGAAAAAACAAUAAAGCUGUAGCUCCUGUGAAUGCUGUACUGAGACCAAAGGGCCUUGGAUUAGGAGCUGAUAGAUCACAAGCAGCCCAGUUGAAUGAUUCUAAGAAAGGAUCCAGAAAAAAUGACGACGAGGAAGCACUAGUUUUGAAGAAGGGAGCUUACUGUGUUCUUCUGAAGGGAGCAAAUAAAGAUCUUUAUGGAAUUAUAGAAGGUUUAGACGAAGACAAUGCAAGAGUGAUGGUCAAGCUUACAUUGACUGGGAAUAUGGUCACACAAAGUCAAUAUGCAAUCCGACUUGUAGAUAGCCACGAGUAUAAAAAGUAUUCUAAAUAUCUUAACAAAGGAAAAGCAGACAAAUACAAGGAAGAAGAGGAAAGAAAGAAGGAGAAGGAAAGAAAAAGAGAGAAACAUCACAAAUCAAAAAAAGACAAACACAGAGAUGAGGAUUCUGACCAUGGUAGUAAACAUUUCGAAGAUGAUGAUAGACAUCCUAGUUCUGAUUCAAGAAAAAGGAAGCAUGAUAGGUUAGAAGAUUAUGCAGACAAAACCAAAAGCAGUCAGAAUGGUCACGGCAGAUCUGAGUCUCUUUGGAUAAAACCUCAGAUCCGAGUCAGAAUUAUAAGUAAAGAUUACAAGAAAGGCAGAUAUUAUAAUACUAAGGUAAAUGUAAUAGAUAUAUUGUCCUUAGAUAAUUGUGUUUGUCAGACUGAUGAUGGUAAAGUUUUGGAGGGAAUUUCUCAAUCUGAACUGGAAACAGUUAUUCCAAAGCAAGAAAAUGCCCAUGUACUUAUUGUUAGUGGGAAACAGAAAGGACAGUUAGCAAGAAUAAUGAAGAAAGACAAGUCUCGAUAUAUAGCGACAUUACAGUUAUUGAGGGAUAGAGAUGAUGUGAUCAAUAUAGACUUUGACAAAAUAUGUGAAUACUCAGGAAAUAUAGAUGAAGAAUAUGAUUAUUAACAUUUUAUAAUAUUUUUUAGUAAUUUUUUAAUGUUAUACAUAAUACAUGAUUUUAAUUAGAA